AUGAGCAGGAACACGAGCCUGCUGUGCCAGAAUGUUCUGUCUGUGGACCGACCAAACAACCUAGAUGAGGAAGCUUAUUUGUGUCCAUUAGAGACCGCUUACGUCAGGCCCCUUCGUGCCCAGAACACUGAGGGAAAAUGGCGUGUCGUUGUAAACAAUAUCGAUGCCCAUUAUCAGACUCUCACUCAGACUACACGCAUCGAAGAGUGUCUCACUUCCGGCGAUGCAUGUCCUCUGGUGCCUGACUGCUACGUGUCCAAGUGUCUGCAGAAGUCCAUCUACCACCGUUUCCUUAUCUACGACCCCUACGAUCAGUACUUUCCCUUCGCCAUCGAGACACUCAAGCUUCCCGCCAGUUGUGCUUGUCUCUUUGGUGCCUACACCAUCGGUCAUUAA
This is a messenger RNA of Penaeus monodon (black tiger shrimp), 396 nucleotides long. RefSeq names its product neurotrophin 1-like. Gene Ontology annotation, cellular component: extracellular region. The transcript has a single exon. Gene Ontology annotation, biological process: central nervous system formation; innate immune response; regulation of Toll signaling pathway. Gene Ontology annotation, molecular function: growth factor activity; Toll binding. The record is from RefSeq and is a predicted model, not a curated record. Lineage: Eukaryota; Metazoa; Arthropoda; Malacostraca; Decapoda; Penaeidae. Bases 1 to 396 code for a protein of 131 amino acids.